Messenger RNA from Durusdinium trenchii, 873 nucleotides. The record is from the annotation of a GenBank genome assembly. Lineage: Eukaryota; Dinophyceae; Suessiales; Symbiodiniaceae.
AUGACAGAUGAAGCCAUCGCUUGUAGGGAGGAUUCAUCCGCCAGCAAUCAUCAAAGUAACUUGGCAGAAGAAAGAGAUGCUUCUCCAGCACUAUCUAGCCGCUGGGCAGAAAGGUUGCUUAGUCUGACCCGGGAGUACAAUGUUCAAAGACCAGCUGCUCCAAUCAAUGUGGUCAGUGGAUGCACCGGCAUUAGCGCUGAGAGCUUUGUGUUCGAGGCUUUGAACCUCAACUACAACAUCCUGUCUGCCAGUGAUCCAGAUCUGAAGUGCCACAAGUUCUUGCUCGCCAAUCUUGCGCAUGGCAAGCCAACGCAUUGGUUUAAGAAUCUGGAAGAUCAAAUGAAGAACCGACCCUGUUGUGACCAUCGCUAUGCACAGCAGUGCCAAGCAUCCCCGGUUCAGCCAGACUUGGGAAUAUGUGGAACACCCUGCCAUCCUUAUUCAACUCAACGUGCUAACAGGUUUGCAGCAGGUUCUGUAGAUGAGCACAAAGAGUUCAAUGUAGCUAUGGAACAGUUUCUCAAAUGGUUUGAACGAUUUGAACCAAAGGCGCUGGUGUUUGAACAAGUGAUGGGUUUCCAAAUGCCGUUCAUUGCUGGUGGUUCAGAAACUCCUUUGUCUCGGUUCAAGUCUCUCUUGCAGAGAUGCGAUUUCAACUGUGGUGGAUACUACCUGGUCACGAAGCAGCUUGAUAUGAAGAUUUGGUACCAGAUUUCUCGACCCAGGCUAUUCUUGGUAUUCCUUCGCAAAGAUGCCUACAGCAAAGAUGAUGCCAAACGCUUCUCUGAGCUGUGCGAGGACGUGUUCAUGCUGGCUUUCAAAGGGCACAAGUUUAUUGGCAACAUGGUGGUUGGCCUAGUCACUAGUCUCUAG